Molecule: messenger RNA, 500 nt
Organism: Linderina pennispora
Lineage: Eukaryota; Fungi; Kickxellomycota; Kickxellomycetes; Kickxellales; Kickxellaceae
Exons: 2
Coding region: 258-500 (80 amino acids)
Source: RefSeq, a predicted model, not a curated record
CUCUUUUGCACUCUGUUUGAGUCUACUCACUGACCUUUUUAUGCGUGUCUUUCUUGCAUACAGGUGUCUCUGCAUUUCGCGCUCAUAACAUUUGUUGCUGUCCGGAAUACCAACUAUGAGCAGACCUAGCACACGUCAACAGUCACCCCAGAUAAUACAACCGCAUACGCACAGACCGCCAUAUAGCUGUGCACCUUCUUAUCCUACCUUACAGACGCCAAUUGUGAGCAAUUGAAACAGAAAGAAAUCCGCAGGAAAUGAGCUGGCAGGGCGCUGAGGCUACUGCUGGCGAUAACCAAAGCACACCAGCAAAAGGCGCUAGUACGCCAACCAAACAGACCAGGCUACCCAACACAUUACCGGUUGGACCACUGAGCAUAAUAGCCGAGGAGAAUGAGGACGUCUUCAAUGCGAUGAAUCCGCCACCACAUACAACUGGUGCUGUUGCCCAAAUAGAUUUUUGUUAUAUUCAAACAACAACUGCCCCAAAUAUAUCAUAA